UGUAUCCAAAGCGAUUCUAUACACAUUCUUCCGGCGGUUCAUUUCUGUUGUUGCUUUAUUGUACCUCUUUUAUUUAGCUUCAAAAUGAGCCGAGGAAGCAACAGCAUCCUCAGCGAGAUAGAAUGGGACGAAGGUUUAAGCAUGCCCGUCGCCAACGCUGACAAUAAAAAACUAGAAGACCAGGUCCAGCAAAAGCAAAGAAAGAUUGUUUCAAACAAGAACAAUGUGGAGGAGAUUGAAGACCGACUUCAUGCCAUGUCUGAGCACUUGAAAAAUGUUCGGCAGGAGCUCGGUCAUACACAAGGUUUGACUGGAGCCAGAAACAAGGAGAUUGAAACAGAAAACCAUAUGCUGCAAAUUGCUGAGCGUGAGGAAGGGAGACUUCAACAAGAAAUCAGUAAACUGGAGAAGGAUCUAGAGGAGAUUAAGGAGAAGAAGAACAUGUUUGAGAACAACAUCUUCAAGCAGACUCAGAAGCUGGAGGAGAUGAAGUCACAGAUGAACUGGGAUCAGCAGGCUCUGGAGGCAUGGCUAGAGGAGUCAGCAAGGAAGGAUGAGGAUUCCAUGGCCAUACAGAAAUACACACGUCAUGAUGAAAGUAAAAUUAAGGAACUUUCGUUAAGGAUGGUCAGACUGACAGAGGAGAGCCAAAAGAAGAGAAAGGUCCUUGACCAUGAGACAACAGAAACGUUGACCGCCCAGAUUGAGUUGGACAAGACAGCAGAGGACUUCAGACAGGCGCAUCAGGAACGUCAGGAACUCAUUGAGCAGUGGGAAAAUACUAUUGAACAGAUGCAGAGGCGAGAUCAUGAAAUGGAUUUAUUGGCUGCUCAACUAGCCCGUGUUAAAGCGGAAGUGAGAAGGCGCGAAGAGGCUAUUAAAGAAAAGAUGCAAUUUCUGGAGGGAGAGGUAGACAAUAACAAGGAACAGGAGAAGAAGAUCUCCAUUGCCGAGCGUGUGGCUGCCAGGACGAGAAUAGACCACCAGGAGGCCGAGACCAACAGGGUUCAAUUCUCUGACGAGUUGGAUGCUCUCAAAAGAACAGUCGACCGUACUGCCAAUGACCUUGAAUCCACAAGGUCCCAGGUCACAUAUUUGAAGAAAGAUGUCCAGGACAAGAGUAAUAGACUUCAGCAAGCCAAGGAGCUAAGAGAGACAUUGGUGGAUAAGUUGAAGAUAGCAACCGAGUCUACGCUGAGUGCAGAAGAGCGUGCUGCACGAUUUGAUGAGAUGUUGCAGGACGAGGAUCGAACACAGGCGGAGAUUGAUCAGCAGCUAAAACAUCUGCGUGACCUUCAGUUCCACAAGACACAGGAGCUGCAUGACUCUAAGAUCAAGGAAAGGAACACAGAGGCAGAGAUUCAGGGGAGCCAAGCCGCUAUCAGGAACUUGAACAGUAAGAUUACUAAACUGGACACAGAUUCCCUCAAACAGCAGGAAAUUAUAUACAAUCAGGAUUUUGCUGUCCAACAAGUAGAGAGAAGGAUCAAUCGAAUCCAGGGAGAGCGCAGCAAUGAGGAGAAGGUCCAUCUGGAAAGCAAAAUCAAGGAUCUCACGGACGAUCUAGAGCAGAAAAAUAACACUCACACCCUCCUUACCCUACAGCUUAAACGACUUCAGGAUGAUAUACGUCGGGUGAGGAGAGAGCUAGAGAAGAGCGGGGCAGAAAAGGGAGACUUUACCAGUAAGAUUGAGGAGCUGAACCUGUACAACACUAGCUCAGAGCGUGAACUGCGAAACAUCAUCUCAUCCAAACAGAAUCUGAUGGUCGAUCAAAAUAUACUGAAGCUGGAAAUCAAGCGAUUACGUGACAUGUUAAAUGGCAGGGCUGACGAUGUUUUGAACAUGGAGAAGCGACGACUACAGCUAGACACGGCUAUGAAGGAGCGGAGACACGAGAUCAGCAUCCACACAGAAAUGCUUCAGGCCCAGAUUAGGGUCGCAAACGAGGAAAGAGGUCAGAUUAGUGCUGAGCUCCAUGAACGUAUCUCAAAGAUUGAUAAACUCAAGAAAAGGUACGAAAUUCUGAUGGUUUCAAUGGCACCACCAGAGGGUGAGGAGGAGAGGUCUCAAGCUUACUACGUUAUUAAGGCAGCACAAGAGAAGGAGGAGUUACAGCGUGAAGGUGAUGACCUUGAUGCUCGCAUCAGAAAAGCAGAGAAGGAAAUCCGUGCCCUAGAGAACACUCUCAAACUGAUGAACAACAGGAACGAAACGUACAGGAAGAGCUUCAACAAAGUCACUGACCAAAGUGAUGAUAUGGAGGAGAAACAGCAGCUUGAGGAACAGAUGAGGGCUGUCAUGGAUAAGUACAAGUACAAACGGCGCCAGAUCAGAGAGCUACAGGAGGACCUGCAGACUAUGAGCAGCACUCUGGACAACCUGGUGAGAGACUCCGGUGCUUACGAGGAGAUGAUUGAUGAAAAGAAGAACAAGGUUUUACAACUGUCUAAAGAGAUUGACGACCAGAGAGCAAAACUUGAACGAGCCAUGAAAAGUAAUUCCAAAUAUGCCAGAGAGCUGAGAUCUGCCAAAAAGUCCAAAGGAGAAACACCAGAGGAGCGUGACUUCCAUGUGAGAGAACUGCGGGAGUUUAACAAGUCCAUCAUGUCCCAAAUCGGAGAUAUCAUCCAGACGCACCCUGACGUCGGGGAGACUGUUCAUCUCUACUUCUCACAGGCUAACUUACCUCCACCAACACCAAGGGUUGGGUCACGACAUCCCGGCAGUGCCCGCUCCAGUCUGACCUCUGCUCGUAGUAGCCCUGCUGGCAGUCUCAAGUCACCACCUAGUGGUAGCGGCAGACCUACACCCGUACAGAUAGGAGCAGACCUAGGAGCAAUGCGUUCCCCGGCCAGUUCCCGAAGUUCCAGUUCGAUGUCAAGUGUUCGGAGUGGACGCAGCCGGACGGGGGCCAGUUCACGUCACUAGCUGCAUACUAGCCACACCAGUGUUUCUCCGUCCUUGCUGACACAACCUGUUUUUAAGAUUUGACUGUGAUAUGACUGUUAUUAUAAAGAUGUAGCACUUAGCGUCCUUCACACUUUACAUUCCUAGAGAUAUGCUUUAUAUGGUCAAUGAACCAAUUUACAAUACCAGGACUUCAAAUAAGAUAAAAAGAAUCCAAAGACAUCAGUGAUGGAACACGUUACUGAUAAUGUAUUUCCAAAGUAAAACGAUAGAUUGGAGGAAAAGAAAAUUUUCUACGGCCUCCCGACACCUAUUCUGCCUCCUGAACACACCCUGGAUGCAUUGUUCUAUGAUAGACAAAUGUAAUGAAUAAAAAUCCACUUAAGGAAUAGCAUGAAACGUUUCAUAUCUUCUGGUUAUUUUCAUGAUUUAUAUGAUGGAACCUUGGUAGUUUGAUUAUACAAGCUAAUAAUGUAUUGUAUUGUAUUGUACUGAAAGUCCAUUUGUUGAUGCUGUUGUUGAGGAAUUUAUUUCAUUUAGAGUUUUAUGACAUUUGUUACUCUUGACAUACUUUAGACAACUGAAAUUCUAAGACAGUUAAUAAUUUUUAUUCUUAAUUAUUGUAUUCUUUCAAAGAGUGAAAUUUAAAUAACAAUAUAUAAAUUGCAGAGCUUCUUAUAAACUGAAAGGUAUACAAAACUAUUUCAAAGCCUUGCACUGUUCAGAGCGAUGAUUGCAUUCAGUCUAUUGUCAAACAAGCAUUGUAUUUCAUAAUGUUUCCAGAAUGGUGACAUUAAACUUUUCCCGUCAUUUUGAAGCCUUUAAAAUUAUUAAUUUGAAAACUAAUUAUUUAUUGAAAUAUCUUAUGUACUGUAAAACUAGUAUGUUCUUUUAUGUUCAUUGUCUUAAUAUAUUACUGUAUACUAUAAGAGAGCUAUUGACAAUAAACUAAAUGUCUCCA
Molecule: messenger RNA, 3871 nt
Organism: Mizuhopecten yessoensis (Yesso scallop)
Lineage: Eukaryota; Metazoa; Mollusca; Bivalvia; Pectinida; Pectinidae
Product: coiled-coil domain-containing protein 39-like
Exons: 21
Coding region: 85-2931 (948 amino acids)
Biological process (GO): inner dynein arm assembly; cilium-dependent cell motility; cilium movement
Cellular component (GO): axoneme
Source: RefSeq, a predicted model, not a curated record